Molecule: messenger RNA, 1664 nt
Organism: Macaca mulatta (Rhesus monkey)
Lineage: Eukaryota; Metazoa; Chordata; Mammalia; Primates; Cercopithecidae
Source: RefSeq, a predicted model, not a curated record
CUGGUCUCAGAGACCUAUCAAUUGCAUCUGAGUUGCAGGGGCCAUGGCUUCCAAAUGCCUCAAGGCGGGCUUCUCUUCUGGGUCUCUCAAGAGCCCAGGAGGGGCCAGUGGGGGCUCCACUCGUGUGUCUGCAAUGUACUCCAGCAGCUCUUGCAAGCUCCCGAGUCUGUCCCGUGGGGCCAGAAGUUUCUCUGCCUGCUCAGCGGGUCUGGGCAGAAGCAGCUACAGGGCUACCAGUUGCCUCCCUACUCUCUGCCUCCCCGCCGGAGGCUUCACUACCAGCUACAGCGUGGGUGGGGGCUGGUUUGGGGAGGGCAUCCUCACUGGCAAUGAGAAGGAGACCAUGCAAUCCCUGAACGACCGCUUGGCCAGCUACCUGGAGAAGGUGCGUCAGCUGGAGCAGGACAAUGCCAGCCUGGAGAGCCGCAUCCGUGAGUGGUGUGAGCAGCAGGUCCCCUACAUGUGCCCCGACUACCAGUCCUACUUCCGGACCAUUGAGGAACUCCAGAAGAAGACCCUGUGCAGCAAGGCUGAGAAUGCCAGGCUGGUGGUGGAGAUUGACAAUGCCAAAUUGGCCGCAGAUGACUUCAGGACCAAGUAUGAGACGGAGGUGUCCCUGCGGCAGCUGGUGGAGUCGGACAUCAAUGGCCUGCGCAGGAUCCUGGAUGACCUGACCCUGUGCAAGUCUGACCUGGAGGCCCAGGUGGAGUCCCUGAAGGAGGAGCUGCUCUGCCUGAAAAAGAACCAUGAGGAGGAAGUGAACUCACUGCGCUGCCAGCUUGGUGACCGGCUCAAUGUUGAGGUGGACGCUGCCCCACCUGUUGACCUGAACCGAGUUCUGGAUGAGAUGAGGUGCCAGUACGAAACCCUCGUGGAGAAUAACCGCCGGGAUGCCGAAGACUGGUUUGACACCCAGACUGAGGAGCUGAACCAGCAGGUGGUUUCCAGCUCAGAGCAGGUGCAGUCCUGCCAGGCAGAGAUCAUCGAGCUGAGACGGACAGUCAACACCCUAGAGAUUGAGCUGCAGGCCCAGCACAGCAUGAGAGAUGCUUUGGAAUCCACCCUGGCAGAGACGGAGGCCCGCUAUAGCUCCCAACUGGCCCAGAUGCAGUGCAUGAUUACCAACGUGGAGACCCAGCUGGCCGAGAUCCGGGCUGACCUGGAGCGGCAGAACCAGGAGUACCAGGUGCUGCUGGACGUCCGGGCCCGGCUAGAGUGUGAGAUCAACACAUACCGGGGCCUGCUGGAGAGUGAGGACAGCAAGCUCCCCUGUAACUCAUGUGCACCUGACUACUCACCCUCCAAGUCAUGCCUUCCCUGUCUUCCUUUGGCCUCCUGCGGUCCUAGUGCAGCCCGCCUAACCUGCAGCCCCCGCCCCAUUUGUGUGCCCUGCCCAGGGGGCCGGUUCUGAGAGGGGGGUCUGGCCCUGAAAAGGCUCACUGCAAAUACGUGCCUUAGUUUCUCAGAGCCUGUCACAAAGGCUGGCUGAUCCCAAAGGUCUCAACUCCUCAUCAUUUCAAUGGUGUCUCUGUUCUCAGGCUGCCUCCUGGGUCAGCUUUUCCUUCUGGGUGCUGUUACAGUGGAUUCUGAAAUGCAGUAGAGGGCUUUUGUUGGCAGAACAAUAAAGUGCAUUUGCUAAGGCCCCUGAUGCCUAACUUGCACCA